AUGAUGACCACUGCAGCCGAAAAACACGAAGAGCACCAGUUCCUCAUCGAGUUGACCAACUAUUUCCGACGGAGGAACGUCAUGGUUAGCCCACCGACAAUCAGUGGCCGCAGAAUAGAUCUGUUUCGUUUAUACAAAAAGGUGACUAGUCUCGGUGGAUCCGCCAAGGUGUCCAACAAGAAUCAGUGGAAAGAGGUGUUGUCGACACUGAACAUUCCCAGAGAUUGUUUGGGUGCCGACCAUGCCGUGCGCAUGAUUUACAUGCGAUACUUGUCUCGCUUCGAGCAAAAACGACUGUUUGGCACGGAUAGCGAUGAUGAAGAUGCAGGUGGCAUGAUCGACGGCAACUCGAGGUCAUCGCGCGGGCGUCAUCACAUCAACUCGUUACAUGCUGCCGCCAUGCGGUCGCAUCAUCACUUCCUUCCUCCUGCCACAGGCACCGGGCCGCUCCACACAGCCAGAGAUGCGGCGAUUCGUCUGCGACAGAGUUUUGUUUCCGGCCUGCCGAAUGAAGUAGACUUCGCCGUCAACAUCUGUACUCUUUUGUCCAAUUCCAGCUCUUCGAUAUCCAAGUCGUUUGUCGCACCGUCGCUUUUUGAGGUCAUGCUGGCUCACAUCGGUCUCUUCGAAGAAGACUCGUCCUACCGAACUUUAUAUACGGAUUGCUGGUCAAAGUACGUUGACCGGCGAUUUAUGAAGUACUGGUUCUGCUCGAUCGAUGAUCCUGAAAUCCGUGAUCUUAUCGGCCCUUCGGAAUUGCCAGUCUCUUGCGUCGAUAGCAGCAUAUCGACGGAAGAAAAGCGCAUGUUUAACGUCAUGCCCAAUCCUACGUACGACAGAGUCGUACAUGAACGGAUCGUUCAGGUGAGUUUUCGUUGGGAGUUAUUCAUGAAUAGUGACUGAGU
Soboliphyme baturini is the source of this 905-nucleotide messenger RNA. NCBI's taxonomy places the organism in Eukaryota, Metazoa, Nematoda, Enoplea, Dioctophymatida, Soboliphymatidae. The record is from the annotation of a GenBank genome assembly.